Ciona intestinalis (vase tunicate) is the source of this 4088-nucleotide messenger RNA. Lineage: Eukaryota; Metazoa; Chordata; Ascidiacea; Phlebobranchia; Cionidae. The record is from RefSeq and is a predicted model, not a curated record.
UUUUUCUCGUUUAUCCAGCAGUCUGCUUAGAUGUCAGAGCGCGCGCAUCAGGUAGCAUACGUUAAUUGUGAUCAUGCCGAGAACGAAGCAACGAAAACCAAGGCAUAUUACUGAGGAAAAUGAAACUGCUGAUCAAGCUCAUUUAACAAAUAUGAAGUCAGAUCUGAAAACAUCUCAUCAUUAUGAGAAUCCAGUUGACGAUUUGGACGUGGGAUCUGAAAGUGCCAGCUCGGAUCGUGGAAAAUAUGAAAUGGGUCAAGACGGCUAUAGUAAUACCUGCGAAGUGGUCCAAGAAAGUUCAAAAAGCAAAGAGCAUUCGGUGGGCGAGAACAAUGAAAGUAACACCCCGGAAAAGUUUGGGCAACAAGGGUUGGAGAGAGGUCAUGACGCCCAAGCCCGGAAAUCCUUCGCUGGCGAAAAUGUCAUAAAUUUAUCUCCAGUAUCAGAACCGGUAGGUAGUAUUGAGGAGAGGGGGGUGUAUGGGACAAAAAGUUCACACGACUUUCGUUACAAUGGGCUUGGGAGUUCGAGCGCUGUUCCUAGCGGUUUUGCUACAAACUCGAACCAGUACUGGCAGACAAUGAAGUAUUUACUAGAAAAUGGAACUCAGAGUGAAUUAGGGAAUAGUAACCUUAUUAAUUUCUGGAGUGCGUGGAUGAACAACAGAAAUCCGCAAGCUGAUCAAAUGAAUCUCAUUAACCAAUACUGGUCACAAGUUACUGAGAAAUGGAAUGCUAUGAUGAAAGAAAGAGAACAGGACAGGAAUCAUACCUUAGACAUACAAAGCGAAAACCAGGCUAAGGAAAUGAAAGAACAACAUCGUAAAAGUUCGUCCAACAGUGCCCACAAACCGGACGAAACAUCGACAAACGAUAAUACAGAUUUACAUGAAGUUGGAAUGAAGACAAAUAGCGAAGCUACUUCGUCUAUUCACGUACCGUCUCCCUUAACAAUUCCUGAGAAUAAGUUCAACACUUCUUCCAUCAGCCCGCAAUCUGCACCGGUGCCAGGAUUUCUACCACCAAGAAUGCAAGAGUAUCGGCCCUGGUCCGCCCCUCGUCUCACACAGUUUCCCAGCUUUCAAUUUCCGGCACCAUCAACCUACGAAACCAAACCAGGAUAUUCAAACUCAACUGCUCUCCAGGAAAAAGGCAAAACAUGCGAAGCUGAAACCGACAACAAUCAAACCCACGCUGAUAAAACUGAAGAGAAACAGUACGAGUUACCUUACACCUUUAAAGAUUUUAAAACAGAGAAACCGCCAACCAAGCCGCCUACAGAUACACAACAAUGUUCUAACACCACAGCAGAAAACUCAAUCACAACCGAGGAACAGAAUCGCAGAUUUAUGGACGAACUCCGGCGACGUUUCACAUUCCACCAAUCUAUUCUACCCGGGCAAUUCUCUAACCUGCCUAACAGUCCAAUACCUACGUUCUCAGACCUGCACCAAUCGCCAAGCAACAAGUCUCCAGUGUUUUACCCGUCACCAACGCUGCCCCCACAAUAUUACUUAAGAUUCCCAUCAACCCCAAGUUCCCCUCUAACUGAUGCGCGAUCUUCGUCAAUAAGUUCCGACUCCCCUGGUCUUCAACAAUCACCUAAGCUGCCAAAUAGCCGCAGAUCCCGCACAAGAGGCCCGCCCAUUGAUAGUGUUCACGCUGCUAUAGUGAGGGAAGCCAAGGAACAGUUCAAAGGCUUGGACCCGGAGAACAUGUAUAUUCAAUGCCCGAUUUGCCAAAAGCGGAUUAAACGUUUGUACCAUUUCCAGCGGCAUAUGCGUAUCCAUACAGGUGAGAAGACGCACCAGUGCCCGUGUUGUCAGUAUAAGUCAGUGCGAAAAGACAACCUCAAGUCGCACAUGAAAACACACGAGAAGCACACAAUAGAAAAUGGACGACGAGCAAAGUCAGGAUUCCAGAAUGUUCGCGAACGUGAAUCUGUCAACAUGAACGGGAUGACUCGAAACUGUGUUCGAAAUCGAGCAGCAGGAUUUCCACGGCCGCCUAAUAAACCGCCAAUGCUGUUUAACAGUUCAAAUGAGGGCUUGAAUUCCUGGAAAGAUGGUUUGAAUUCGCCAACGAUUUCUCACACGUAUCCAUACUCCUUCUACCCCUUCCAAACAAACCGAGCCAUCCCAUGGUUGCCCGAAAAGCCGCUGGCGAUGGAUCCUAUUUACAACAGCAAUCAUUCAGCUUUUAAUCUUUUACAACAGAAAACAGUUUCCCCCACUGUAAGCAUGGAAGACAGACAUUUCAAUUAUAACAGCCCACAUAAACAAGACGCUGAUAUAAAAAGUCCAAUCGGCAGCGAAAACAACAAAAGUCAAAAUCAACCGAACUUAAAAGAUAAUACUUCUACUUUUAGCGAUGUGAUUUCCCACCCUAUGCCGAUGAAACGAACCCACGAGUUGGCAAGACUGCUGCAGUCUCCAAUCGAACCCGUAACAGCAAAGCGGUUAAAAACAGAUCCCGAUCAAGACCACAUUUCGGCCGAAAUUGAGACGGCCGCCAACUCCAACUGCAACAACAACAAAAAUGGCCGGACCUUAAACCUGGGCACAGAUCUCGGCGGAAAACAAAACGACCAAGCUUUGAGAUGCGGACCAGCGGUUCCAUAUUUCAUGAGCCGCUGUGGAGAAAGCGUUGAAAAUUAUGCAGCAAAACCUUGGUUUUCGUCGAUAAACAGUUUGUCUCCAACUAAUACAAGCAAGCUAUCACCCAUAGCAAAUGACGUUGGUCCUCGGAACAGCUUCGACCCUGCAGAGCCUGAGAACAACAGUUCUGGGAGUGUAGAUGUUGCGCAAUCCGGAGCCGAGACGUACAGACAUCCUUGCUUAAGCCCGGAUUCACCUAAAAGUGAAUCCCACCACAGGGGCUUAACUAAAUCUCCUCCAGUUAAAGGUUGCGUGGCGAUUAAAAGCGAAUAUGAAAUCGGGUCUGCGGAGAAGCGAACGAACAACGAAGAGACGAAAUCCUUUCACGUAAAGAUAGAACCUUCGUCUUUUCGGCACGACCAUGACGUCAUCGCACACAAACAAAUUCAAAAUGGAGCCCGUGAUCCGAGUGAGAUUGACGUCUGUAAGGUCGCUCGUGCCUUCGCCGCAUUUUCACCGGAAAACCAAGUGACGAAUGAAGAUUCCGGAACAAAAGAGCUCACUUGUCGUCUCUGUUCACUUCGUUUCAGCAGCAACGCAGAUCUCCAAGCCCACAUGACAAUAGCACACAAACAAGAUGGCUUUUACAAGUGCGACGAUUGUAAUUACCUGGGCAAAAACUUAAGCAAACUGGUCGAGCACAUUCGUAUACACACCGGCGAACGACCCUUCAAAUGCGACCAAUGUAGCUAUGCGGCAAAACGCAAGGACAACCUGGCGCAACACAAGGCAGUGCGACACGACAAGAGAAAAACUCGACCAACCGACAUAUACACGAUGAUUGAACAAAUCGGUUCCAAUGGCGUCAAGUCAUCUCCAAACUGGGGCGGCGACAAACCAGAUCUUCGCAACGACCGAAGAAACAAGCCCUACACAGCGUCUGACGUUCUCUCAACCACCCACCCAAUGCUUAACAUUGCAACUUCUGUUGCCAACACACCCCUAACUCCCCCAUUUUACUCUUACCCGCCCCUACACCCAUUGCCCCCUAUAUUCCAAUACCCCUUUUACGCCUCCCACGCAAUGCUACACCCCGCCCACAUUAACCCCAGCUUAAACCCAGGCGUCGUAGCAAACGGAGAUGGACUUUCAAACCCCAACAACUACUCUUUAAAAGUUCGAGCAGCUCUGAUUUCCCCGUAACGAUUAAACUACAAACUACAAACAAUUCCCCGAACGGCCCCAAUUUAAUCCGCAUAUUUCGACGACGUCAAGCAAGCCCAACCCACCCACAGCGAAACUUUGAAAUUAAAGGGAGUGCAGCAAAGUAUUCCUAUACACCCAGGACUUGCGGAACUUAUCAUAUUUUCCGAGUUGUUUAUGGACGAGAUAUUGUUGGGAGAAGAAGGGGAACUCCCAGGAGAAUGUAUGGGUUGAGGUUGUUGUUUUGCUCGCUCCAUUUUUCGCCAUUUUGCUCGACGAUUUUGAAACC